AUGUUGGAAGUGGUUGCUGAAAAUUCAGAAGAAGCUUCUAGCAAAGCCAGUAGUCUUAUAGAAGCAAAGAGAGCUGACACCAAAAGCGUAAAUAAGAUCUUGGACGGGUCGAAAGUGCUGGGUGAAGUGACAAACGUAAUUAACAAUGUAAAAGGAAAAGGUAAAGCUUCACCAGCACCUCCAAAGGAUAAAAAAAAAUAA
Dentiscutata erythropus is the source of this 201-nucleotide messenger RNA. The record is from the annotation of a GenBank genome assembly. NCBI's taxonomy places the organism in Eukaryota, Fungi, Glomeromycota, Glomeromycetes, Diversisporales, Gigasporaceae.